AUGGCACUUGCUCCGGGCUGGUCUCCGUCUCUGCGCUCCCUGGUGUGGCUCAUGUCGCACAGAAAUCCACAUCUGAGCUCUUUCUCCUCUUCCGCCGCCGCGGCCGCCAUACAGCCGGCGGCUCCAGGAACUGCCAUUCCAGCUGUUCGUGCCGUUCAGCCUCCAGCCGCUCCAGAUUCGAAUUGUAGCCGGUCCGUUGCCCCGGAGCAAAAGGUUCUUCACCCACUUCCAUCCAGCACACCUAAAAUUCCAAUCCACAAGCCUUCUCGUCGUCCCACCAGCGAACAUCCUAAGAACAUGAUUCAUCCUAGUAGAGAACCUCAACUUGUAACCAACACGCCGCAGAUGCGCAGCCUCGAAAGCCCCACGCACCUGAUUCCUGGUGGUUCAUGCAGCGCACUUCAGUCUCUGACCGACAAGCGUUUGCCGGCAAAACGUGAUGAUUACAAAGAUCCCAAAAGCCCCAGGUUUAGCUCUUCCAGCCACUUCCCUGACCAGCCGACUCCUGAACCUAUCGGCGAGUCUUUGACGCCCACCCUGCAAGAUCCUCCACACUCGGUCCCUGGUGAAUCGUGCAGCACACUUCAACCUGUAACCUGCAAGCCUUCGCUGAAAGCAGAUCCCGAUCACGAAGCCGGCGGCGAAAAUUCUGAUGUUCAAGUUCCCAGAAUUCCAAAGAUUAGCCCUAUCCCCAAGGAUAGCACUUUCCAUGAUCCGCCGCACCCACCUGCUGACCCAUAG
Triticum turgidum subsp. durum (durum wheat) is the source of this 741-nucleotide messenger RNA. The record is from the annotation of a GenBank genome assembly. Lineage: Eukaryota; Viridiplantae; Streptophyta; Magnoliopsida; Poales; Poaceae.